AUGAAUAAGAAAGUCAUCUCACGAGACACGGAACAGGACGUAGCGCUGACACCGAGUGCUUACUGGUUCUUGACCUUAAAGAGUAAGUUGGAGAAGUUGAUACAAGGGAAGACCUCUCGUGAAGGAGGGAUUAGGCCGGAUGACACUUCGAUCAUUGUGUCGGUGAAUGAUCGCUCCCAACGUGACCUGCUGAAGCGAUUUGAUCACCUCGACAUUGAUUGGACCGCAGUGGAGAAACAGCUCCUUAAGUGGAGCGAACAGUAUUCUCGAGGCAAGAAAUUAAGGCUGAGUAUUACGUUUAAAUACGUUAAGGAUGAAAAUCUCCACAGGACUACCUCAGGUAGGGUCGAGAAAAGAGGAAGGUCAUCGGUCACUAAACGGAUGCUCAACGAGCUAGACGUUCAGCUGGAUGCCGAAGAGAAUUCAUCUGGGCAAGAAUCUGUUUGGCGAGCUGUGUACAACCUAAUGCGUUGUCCUUCUUCGUCAUGCCAUCUUGGCCCACAUUGCUGGCAAAAUCCACACGGGAAAAAGCACUAUACGCUGAGGAGCCACCAUUUAAAACGUUUAAUCGCCUUUGUGGAAAAAGGCAACACCCUGCAGUCUCAUGAAGACGUCCCGGAAGUCUUUCACGAAGAACUAUUUAUGGAAGAACAGCAGCGGCUGGAGAACCAACAAUACAAGAAAAAAAAUAUGUCUAGCAUCCCAAGCAGUUGUCCCAUAAAUAUCAACAUUAAUGGAAUGCAAACUUCCUCUCAAUCAGAGAGGCUUGACUCCUCCGCAAAAUCAGCAAUGCUUCCAUCACCAAUGACCCUGGUCAAUGACGAUUUUACUAUUCCUGGACUUCGAGAUGUUGCAGUCAGAGAGUAUAGCGCAUGGCAUGAAGCAAAUGUCGCUGAUGACCAUUUGAAGCACGAUUUCGUCACGCAUGUGAUAUCGCGCUAG
Penicillium verhagenii is the source of this 942-nucleotide messenger RNA. RefSeq lists its product as uncharacterized. The coding region runs from base 1 to 942 and encodes 313 amino acids. The record is from RefSeq and is a predicted model, not a curated record. Lineage: Eukaryota; Fungi; Ascomycota; Eurotiomycetes; Eurotiales; Aspergillaceae. The transcript has a single exon.